Messenger RNA from Penicillium concentricum, 219 nucleotides. RefSeq lists its product as uncharacterized. The transcript has a single exon. The record is from RefSeq and is a predicted model, not a curated record. The coding region runs from base 1 to 219 and encodes 72 amino acids. NCBI's taxonomy places the organism in Eukaryota, Fungi, Ascomycota, Eurotiomycetes, Eurotiales, Aspergillaceae.
AUGACUCUCGAUCAAACCUCAGAGCUCAAACCCCGCUUCUUCGCGAGAUCCAAUCUUCCGCAACCCAGCGAUGAUAUACUCGAUGAAGCCUGUUCAUCUGAGCACCCUGAUUUUACAGACCUGUUCUCCCUUGCACACGCCACUCAUAUCUACUGGAACUCUUAUGCCUUCCACAACGUAGAUUUCCUCGAUAGCGCGCCUUGGCGUUCUAAGGAGUAA